AUGUCUAAGAGAGAUCGCGACGGCAACAUGCGGGCCCACGAACCCAAGCAGAAGCCGGCAGCCCCCGAGUCGCAGUUCACCCCCAUGUUCAUGAACUUUCGCAAUGAGCUCGACCAGCACCACGAUCGGAGGGAACGCGUUAUCAAAGCUUCUAGAGACGUCACAGCCUUGAGCAAGAAGAUGGUUAACAAGCUGGGCGACCUCCCCAACUUCGCAACUAAGGAAAUCGCCACCCGCAUGGAGGAGAUCAAGAACCACCUCACCGCGAUCGAGUCCGACAUUCAGGGCAUCAACCGCUACCGCUACGCCUACUCCCUCCGCUGCCUGGAGGAGCUGGUCGAGGCUCUCUCCUUUUCCCACUACCUCCGGACCCAGACCCUCAUCAGCCCCGAAGAAACGGCCGCCGCGGUGCCGGCCAACGUCUCCAUUACCGAGAACGACUACAUGUACGGCCUCUUCGACCUAUUUGGCGAGAUGAUGCGCUUCGCCACCGUCACCACCGCCCAGACGGGCCAGCUGGCCGGUAUAGAGGGCCGCAACAUCCUGCAGGACAUUCACGAGCUGAGCAGCUGCUUCGAGAUCCUCCCGGAGAUCCCGACAAAGGACUUCAGGGGCAAGAUGGAGGUCAUGCGGCAGUCGGUGCGCAAGGUGGAGAAGCUGGGCUAUGGGUUAGCCAUCCGGGGCACCGAACGGCCCAAGGGCUGGGUGCCCGACAUGAAGGAGGACUUUGACCCUUCUUCAUUGGAUUGA
Molecule: messenger RNA, 750 nt
Organism: Colletotrichum higginsianum IMI 349063
Lineage: Eukaryota; Fungi; Ascomycota; Sordariomycetes; Glomerellales; Glomerellaceae
Product: Translin
Exons: 2
Coding region: 1-750 (249 amino acids)
Cellular component (GO): nucleus; cytoplasm
Molecular function (GO): RNA endonuclease activity; sequence-specific DNA binding; RNA binding
Source: RefSeq, a predicted model, not a curated record